Molecule: messenger RNA, 1824 nt
Organism: Fonsecaea pedrosoi CBS 271.37
Lineage: Eukaryota; Fungi; Ascomycota; Eurotiomycetes; Chaetothyriales; Herpotrichiellaceae
Exons: 6
Coding region: 1-1824 (607 amino acids)
Source: RefSeq, a predicted model, not a curated record
AUGAGCACCUCAAAGCGACCAUUGCGAAUAUGUGGUGUCAGCGGUUCAGCGUUGGACAGGCGACAUGGAUUCGAAGCCGCUCUGGGGUCUACCGAACAAAUUGACUUUCUCACGGGAGAUUGGUUGUCUGAGGGCAAUAUGGCAAGUUCGGCCAUAAAAAAGCUCAGCAGGAAUUCCCUCGAGAUAUAUGGCUUUGAAGAGUCCUUCUUGGCUUCAAUUACACCACAACUUCGCAACAUUGAGGCUAGAAAAAUCAAGGUGGUGGUCAAUGCGGGUGCUGCAGAGCCCGGUGUUCUUUGCCAACGACUUGGUGAGGUAGUCCAAGGUCAGGGGCUUGGCUUGAAGACGGCGUGGAUAUCGGGCGACGAUGUCCUUGGUUCUCUUCGAGAGGCCGCGUCUAUAGGUCAGACCGAUCUGAUCAACCUGACGACGGGAGAACGGAUGGAAGCGAUUCCAAACGAGACCGUCUUUGCUCAGGCCUAUCUGGGUGCCCGGGGCAUCGUGAAAGCCUUGGAAGAAGGUGCGGACAUUGUCAUUUGUGGUCGAGUUGCCGAUGCGAGCCCAGCAAUCGGCGCCGCCAUGUGGUGGCACCGGUGGAGGCCUGAGCAACACGAGCAGCUGGCCAACGCCUUCGUCGCCGGUCACUUGAUCGAGUGUUCGACAUAUGUCACGGGUGGCAACUUUUCCGGAUUCAAAACCGUACCAGGAAAUGACGACUUGGGCUUUCCCAUCGUCGAAAUCUCAGGCAGCGGCGAAGUUGUUAUCACCAAGAUGGCGACUUCAGGUGGCGUGGUAAAUGUGGACACAGUGACAGCACAGCUGCUCUAUGAAAUUCAGGGACCAUUAUACUAUCAUUCCGAUGUUACUGCACGGUUGGACAGUAUUUCGCUCGACACUGUUGGCCCAAACAGGGUUCAGAUCAAAGGAGUCGUGGGCCUUCCACCGCCUCCGACGACCAAGGUAGGCUUCACAAGCAAGACACGCUAUAAAGCCGAGCUUCACUGGUCUCUCGUUGGCCUUGAUAUCGCCGAAAAAGCCAAUUUACUUGAGAAGAAUAUCAAAUCUAGUCUAGGAGAGUCGGCCAUGUCCAAGUUUUCUCUCAUCAACUUUACCACGCACGGCGUUUGCCCAGCAAAUCCAGCAUCGCAAAACGAUGCCACUGUGGAUUUUCGCGUUUUUGUCCAGGCAGGAUCUCAGGAAGACCUUGACUACAAGAAUUGGAUCGAACCUGUUCUGAAUGUCAUCAUGUGCUCAUAUCCUGGGGCGACCAUGCAGCCGGCAAUCACUGCUGGAAUCCCACAGCCGUAUAAUGAAUAUUGCGUGGCGCUGAUGCCGCAACGAAUGGUACAACACAAAGCCCACGUGGCAACAAACUCCUACGAUGUCCCACAUCCUGUUGUCACCCAAGUCUACCCUGCACAGCAAGAUAGCUAUGAGUUCUCCCACCCUGUCGAGCUCGCCAGUUUUGGAGAGACGGUCGCGGCUCCCUUGGGUCUCAUCGUCCAUGCUCGGUCGGGGGACAAAGGCAGCGAUGCUAAUGUCGGAUUUUGGGUCCGGAAUGACGACGAAUACGACUGGCUUCGUACUCUUUUGACAGUGGAUAAGAUCAAAGAACUGCUCGGCAUUGAACACAGCCCUGGUAACAAGAUCGACCGCUUUGAACUUCCCGGGAUCCGGGCGGUACACUUCCUCCUGCAUGGUCACCUGGACAGAGGUAUCAACAGUACCAGCACGUAUGAUAUCUUGGGCAAGAAUGUGGCCGAGUUUUUACGAGCUAGACACGUGCCUCUACCCAAGAGAUUUAUGUCCCGGGGAACCAUUUAG